This is a messenger RNA of Coregonus sp. 'balchen', 5811 nucleotides long. The record is from the annotation of a GenBank genome assembly. Lineage: Eukaryota; Metazoa; Chordata; Actinopteri; Salmoniformes; Salmonidae.
AUGGAGGGUGAUCUGAGCGAUGCCCAGCGGCAGGUGGCAGACCUUCAGGGCCAGUGCAGCAGCCUGGCAGACCUCCUCUCCUCCAGGCAGAAGGAGGUGGCACAGAGGGACCAACACGUCACCCAACUCAGGUCAUAAUAAAACAUAAUACAAAUAAAUGUUAUUUGACAGACGCCUUUCAGUACACUCUCGGACACCUUGCAUUAAAAGUAAUUGUAACUGCUGUGAGAUGUGCCAUGACAUCUGUGCUUUGGCAUCGUCAUGGAUACAUUUUACAUUUACAUUUACAUUUUAGUCAUUUAGCAGACGCUCUUAUCCAGAGCGACUUACAGGAGCAAUUAGGGUUAAGUGCCUUGCUCAAGGGCACAUUUACGUCAUUUAGCAGACGCUCUUAUCCAGAGCGACUACAAAUUGGUGCAUUCACCCUAUACCCUAUAUAUUUUUUUUUGGGGGGGGGGUAGAAGGAUUACUUUAUCCUAUCCCAGGUGUUCCUUAAAGAGGUGGGGUUUCAAAUGUCUCCGGAAGGUGGUGAGUGACUCCGCUGUCCUGGCGUCGUGAGGGAGCUUGUUCCACCAUUGGGGUGCCAGAGCAGCGAACAGCUUUGACUGGGCUGAGCGGGAACUAUGCUUCCGCAGAGGAAGCAUAGUAAAUGUCACAGGCAGUAUUUCCCAUGCAUUCAAUUUGGUCUGUCAAGUUGAUGUCGUUUUUGUAUACCUUUUUAAGUAUAAAGUGUACCGUGAAAUGACCCUCAAUUAAAAAAUGUCCCGUAUCAAUUUAUAAUCUUGCUAAAUUAGAUUUACUUUUAGGUGGCUUUCAUUAUCCACUACAGUCUCAGUUAAACCAGUUUAGAGUAGGGGGGGUGUGUGUGUGUGUGAGAGGCUCUAGCCGUCUCUCCACCCUCAGCCUCUGAGGCGACACACAAUUCCUCAUCUAGAACCACUUGAUAAGCUCUGCAUACCAGAUGUGCUUUGGAGAGGUAGAGUCACGGAGGGGAAAUGGUGCUGGCUUUGGCUAAGCUUUAGUCAAUAUGAUAAAAACUGUGAGAACCCAGGAGCCUUAGUGGGUAAUCUCACCUUUUUUUAACUACUCUGUGUCUUAGCGUCGUGCCACUGAGAGAUGUCAGCCAGUCACAUCCGGCUUAGGGAACGCUCUGUGUGUUAUAAGUGAUUGAAGAUGUCAUUGUACUUUAGUAAGAUUGGUAUCAUUAUGCCACAGAUUGGUCAAUAAUUAUUAAUAUUUUGAAUAUGUUUGUAUAGUAGGUAUUUGAUGUUGCUGUGUGUGUGUGUGUGUGUGUGUGUGUGUGUGUGUGUACAGGCGUGAGCUGCAGGAGUUGCAGGCCCUGUACAGACAGAGUAGUGAGCAUGCAGCAGAGCAGGCCCAGCUCAUCCAGCAACUGGAGGGGCUCAACCUAGAUACACAGAGAGUCUUACGCAACCAGGAAGAGGCUCACACUGCAGACACCACCUCUUAUCAGAAGGUAACUAACUAUACUACAUACUACCACUCUUUUCAUUUACACUACAAUACCCAGAGUCCUCUGUAACCAGGAAGAGGCUUACACAGCAGACACCACCUCUUAUCAGAAGGUAACUAACUAUACUACAUACUACCACUCUUUUCAUUUACACUACAAUACCCAGAGUCCUCUGUAACCAGGAAGAGAUUCACACUGCAGACACCACCUAACACACUCUACCCAUAACACACACUACUAACACACUCUACCCAUAACACACACUACUAACACACUCUACCCAUAGCACACACUACUAACACACUCUACCCAUAGCACACACUACUAACACACUCUACCAUAACACACACUUAACAAUCUACCUAACUACUACACCUUACCAUACACACACUACUAACACACUCUACCCAUAGACACAUACUACACACACUCUACCCAUACAACACUACUAACACACUCACCCAUACAACAUACUAACAACCACCAUAGCACACACUACUAACACACCUACCAUAGCACACAUACUAACACACUCACCAUACACACAUACUAACACACUACCCAUAGCACACACUACUAACACACUCUACCAUACACACACUCUACCAUACACACACUACUAACACACUCUACCAUAACACACCACUACUAACACACCUACCAUACACCACUACUAACACACUCUACCAUAGCACACACUACUAACACACUACCCUAACACACACUAACACACUCUACCUACACACACUACUAACCACUACAACACACACUACACACACUACCAUAACACACUACUAACACACCUAUAGCACACACUACUAAACACACUCUACCCAUAGCACACACUACUAACACACUAAACAACACACUACAACACACUACUACCAAUAAACACACUACAUAAACACUCUACCACCCCACACUACUAACACACUCUACCCAUAGCACACACUACUAACACACUCUACCAAACAACCUACCACACUUACUACAACACACACUAACCAUACCAUAGCACACUACUAACACACUCUACCCAUAGCACACACUACUAACACACCUACUACCUAUAACACACUACUACAUACACACUAUAACAUCUACCAUACACACACAACCUACCAAGCACACACUACUAACACACUUACCAUACACCAUAUAACACACACUGACCUAACACACAUCUACCAUACAACCACACUACAACACACUACUAAUCACCACUACUACACCCUACGACAACACACCUUACCCACUACCCACACACCUACUAACACAUCACCAUAAACACACACUACAACACACUCUACCCAUAACACACACUACUAACACACUCUAACCAUAGCACACAAAACACACUCACCAUACACACUCAACACAAAACACACACUACGAACACACCUACCACACUACACAACACACUACUAACACACUACCAACACACUACUAACACACACUUACCCAUAACACACACUACUAACACACUCUACCAUAACACACAACACAUUACCAUAACACACUACUACACCAUUACCUACACACACUAUAACACACUCUACCCAUAGCACACACUACUAACACACUCUACCAUACACACACAACUACUAACACCACCUACCCAUCACCAACACAACUACUAACACCACUCCAUAACCCAUAGCACACACACUACCUAACACCACUCUACCCAUACCAACCACACUACUAACACACCUACCCAUAACACAGAACACACCUACUAACACUACUAACACACUCUACCCAUAGCACACACUACUAACACACUCUACCCCAUUACCACACACUACUAACACACUCUACCCAUAGCACACACUACUAACACACUCUACCCAUAGCACACACUACUAACACACUCUACCCAUAGCACACACUACUAACACACUCUACCCAUAGCACACACUACUAACACACUCUACCCAUAGCACACACUACUAACACACUCUACCCAUAGCACACACUACUAACACACUCUACCCAUAGCACACACUACUAACACACUCUACCCAUAGCACACACUACUAACACACUCUACCCAUAGCACACACUACUAACACACUCUACCCAUAGCACACACACUAACACCACUCUACCCAUAGACACACCACUACUAACACACUCUACCCAUAGCACACACUACUAACACACUCUACCCAUAGCACACACUACUAACACACUCGACCAGAACACACAACACCUACCAAACACACUCAACCAUAACACACACUACUAACACACACAAACUCUACCAUACACACACUACAUAACACACUCUACCCAUAGCACACACUACUAACACACUCUACCAUAACACACACUACUAACACACUCUACCAUAACACACACUACUAACACUCUAACCAUAACACACACACUAAACACACAUACUAAGCACACUCUACUAACACACUCUACCCAUAGCACACACUACUAACACACCUACAACCCAUAGCACACACACUACACACACUCUACCCAUAGCACACACUACAACACACUCUACCAUAACACACACUACUAACACACCACCCAACACACUAACACAACACACCACCAUAGCACACACACUAACACACUCUACCCAUAACACACACUACAACACACUCUACCCAUAACACAACACAACACACACUACCCAUAGCACACACUACAACACACUCUACCCAUAACACACACUACAACACACUCUACCAUAACACACACUACUAACACACCCAUAACACACACUACUAACACACUCUAACCAUAACACACUCUACCCAUAGCACACACUACUAACACACUCUACCAUAACACACACUACUAACACACUCUACCCAUAGCACACACUACUAACACACUCUACCCAUAACACACACUACUAACACACUCUACCCAUAGCACACACUACUAACACACUCUACCCAUAGCACACACUACUAACACACUCUACCAUAACAACAUACUAACACACUCUACCCAUAACACACACUACUAACACACUCUACCCAUAGCACACACUACUAACACACUUACCCAUAACACACAUACUACACACACUACCCAUAACACACACUACUAACACACUCUACCCAUAGCACACACUACUAACACACUCUACCCAUAACACACACUACUAACACACUCUACCCAUAGCACACACUACUAACACACUCUACCCAUAGCACACACUACUAACACACUACCCAUAGCAUACAUUACAAUGAGGAGGCCCACAGCGCCAAUACCACCUCUUAAAAUACGGUUACUUUACCAUUAGUUCACCACACGACAUCACACUCAACCAUACACUACCACACGACAUCACACUCAACCAGUCCCCAUAACACUCUAACAUACAUGACCACAACCGACACCAGCUCCUAUCAGUAAAACCACCAUGAAAUCACUAAAAACCACAUCACUACCCGCCAAAACCAUAUCACCACCCGCCAAAACCCCACACCACCUGCCAAAACCCCACACCACCCGCCAAAACCACAUCACCACCCCCAAAAGCACAUCACCACCCCCCAAAAAUCACCCACCCACCCCCCCAAAAAAAAAAUCACAUUAACCCACCCCCCACAAGGCAAGCUGACAAUGUGUUGUCUUUACAGCGUCAUUACAGUGAGGCAGUAAACUUAUUCUCUCUUCAGAUGUUCAGUGUUGUUCCGAUCUCAUGGCUGCCAAGCCACCCAUUGUAAGCCCUGUCUGUAACAGGAGUGUCUGUGUGGGACAAAGACGACGAAAAUAAUCUGGCCAGUCAGGGGUUUUACACUUUCCACUACUCUCCCACUUUCUCCUUCACCCCCUUUUUCUUUCUCUCUCUCUCUCUCUCUCUCUCUCUCUCUCUCUCUCUCUCUCUCUCUCUUCUCUCUCUCUCUCUCUCUCUCUCUCUCUCUCUCUCUCUCUCUCUCUCUCUCUCUCUCUCUCUCUCUCUCUCUCUCUCUCUCUCUCUCCAGAUGAUCUUAGCAUCUGUCCUCUCAUCUUCUCCAUGGAAAUAGGAGAACAAUCCUUGUCACGACUCUGUCCCGCCAGCACCCGAUGUGAUGAGUGUUUCUUUUUAACUUUCCCCUCUCCUCCACUUGUGGCCACAGCUCUACAACGAGCUGAGCAUAUGUUACCAGGCGCUCAAGUCCAACGAGGGCCGGCUCUGCCAGAGUCACGUCGCCCUGACAACCCAGCUGGGCCAGAAGGAACAGCAGAUUGUGCAGCUCCAAGGUCGGCUACAGCAACAGCAGCAACAACAACAACAGACACACAAUCAGCAGCAGCCUCCACAGACCAUGGCCCCAGCCGGUCCCCUAGCCAGGCAGACCAACUCUAAACACUUUGAG